AUGUCAAGAAAAGGGGAGGACUCAUUAUAUCCUUUGGAUGUUACAGAACUAGGUGGAUGGGGGGAGAAAGUGUUAAUUGGAAAGAAGAAGAAGAAGAAGAAGAAGAAGAAGAAGAAGAAGAAGAAGAAGAAGAAGAAGAAUGUACCCAGUAAUUCUAGUACCCAACACUCGCAAGGAGAUUAUCAAAAUAGAUAUUAG
Messenger RNA from Sclerotinia sclerotiorum 1980 UF-70, 198 nucleotides. RefSeq lists its product with no specific name. The record is from RefSeq and is a predicted model, not a curated record. Bases 1 to 198 code for a protein of 65 amino acids. The transcript has 2 exons. NCBI's taxonomy places the organism in Eukaryota, Fungi, Ascomycota, Leotiomycetes, Helotiales, Sclerotiniaceae.